Molecule: messenger RNA, 627 nt
Organism: Ambispora gerdemannii
Lineage: Eukaryota; Fungi; Glomeromycota; Glomeromycetes; Archaeosporales; Ambisporaceae
Source: the annotation of a GenBank genome assembly
AUGGAAAACAAUCAAAAAUUAGUUACCAAGAAAUCCUCAUUAACGACUUUGAAAGAGGAUGUUAUCGUCUCAUCCGAGUAUUCGAAGAAUGAUGAAAAAGUAGCACAUACACCAGGAUUAUUUCGAAAACUUUCACUCGCCACAUUAAAAAAAAAGAAAUCAUUAUCUUCGCUCGGCAAAACUCCCACCGAAUCGUCCGCAAACAACCUGAAUACUUCAAAAAAUACAAGAGAAGAUUUAAUUCCUGGCUGGAAUUCACGAACUUGUUUAGACAUGGAAAUACUUGAUGAGGAAUUAUAUAUUCCGAAUCAAGCACAUACCCCUUCACAACCAUUAUUUCCGACUUUUAAUUUCCCGAUGGCUUCAAAUUUUCCCCUUGACUCUUUAAUCGUAUCUCAACAACAAAAAUCUUCAUCUUCCUAUGCCAUUAAUGUUUUUUAUUCAGAUUUAUCUUAUCUUCUAGGAUGUAGUAACGGUAACAAUAAUUUUUCUAGCGCGAAUUGGAGGGAAAAGAAAUUUGCACCAGAGUUCACUUCAAUAUCCACUUCAAUAUCCACCUCCAAUCAACGACGUUCAAUAUUAAUUGAUGAACGAGAAAUGACUUUUAACAGAACGUCAGUUUGGUAA